UUCCAAGCAACAAGACGCUAAUGUGAGAUUAGCCCGUUAGCUAGUUAGUUAGCGUUGGCUAACCUAGCCCAUUUACUAGACUAUUUUUCACAUGUAAAAUAGAGUUCUGUGGACUGAGUGUGUUGGACUACAGCUUGGUGAUAUGGACAGUAGCUAGGUUAACUAUGUUGUGCACCCAGCAGUGAUUCAGUUACUCACAGCAGUGGCUAAUUAAAUAGGCAAGUUAGCUCCCCAGCUAAUAAACAGUUAGCAGUCCUCACCUAUAGAAGUUUUUAAUCUGUCUGGGGAAAGUAGGCAGUAUGGGUGAUGUGUGGUGCACUGACACCGGGGAGGCCGUCUACCGCUCUCGCGAUGCGGUUAAAAACUUUAAAAUAAGAGUCAGGAUCCAGCGAGUGACCUCAACAGCAGCCCUUUCACACCACCUGCAGCAGCAAGUGCUGAGCCAGCAGGAGCGAGGCAUCAUCGAGCUCGACACUUUUGUCUCUCAAACACGAUCAAGUGCAACUGGCGAUGAAGAGGAGCUAGUGGUUGGCUGGCAAGAGAAGUUCUUCAGUCAGUAUGAAGUGGAUUUGUACCAGACAGAGUCUUUAUGUCAGACUCCUCUGGAGAAGCAAUAUCAUGCAGAAAUUGUGGCAAUGGAAAAAUCGAGGAAAAGAAAGAAUCAACGCAUUUUCAGCUACACAGACUUUGAUCGCUUUACUAAUUGGGAGGAGCAGGCUCAGAGUCUGAUGAUUCCAGCCCAGAACAGUACCACCUUCCUAGCAGACCGCAUGGCAAACGUAAGACAUAGACGUCAAGAAAGACGUCCAAUAGACACAAACAUCCCCAAGACACGUUUAGUAGUAUGGGAGCCAUCCACUGAAUUUAUGAAGAACAGCCACAUUGUCAACACAUCAAUGCAGACCAUGCACAUCAUGGCAGACCUCGGCCCUGCUGGAAAACUGGGGUUAAAGGAGAAUGAAUACGUCUUGUGCACCAUAAGGGCAGACAGUAAUGGAGUAAUUACUGUGAAACCUGAUUUUAACAACAACAGAGGACCCUACAGGCUGGAGACAGAAGGUGAAAAAAGAGAGGUGUGGCGCCUCUAUCUGGAGAAUGCAUCGGCUCCCAUUCAUUCUGAAGAGAAGCAGCGAGAGCAGCGCAUGUACAGAGACCUCUACAGCCGCCAUAAAGAUUAUCUUAACAGCCUUGUUGGCCAGGACUUUGAAAUGCCUCCUCCAGGGAUUCUGCGUUUGAUGGUCAAUGGAGAGAUAGUUUCUGCACAGGGCUAUGAGUAUGACAACCUGUAUGUUAACUUCUUCCUGGAGUUGCCAAACAGUUGGUCUAGUGUUCCGUUUCAGAGCCUCUCUGGUGUGACCCAGACAUGCAGAACUUGUACACUGGGAAAGGACAAUGUGGCCUUUUUCUCCUACCCCUUCAGCUUUGAGAGCUUCUUCCGGAAAGAGGAUGAGUCAGAAGACUCACUUCCUAAGUGGCCAGUGCUGUACUUCAAAGUCCUUUCCUUGGAUUUCUGGCAGCGCUAUAGAACCGAGGGCUAUGGUUACCUGGUUGUACCAUCAUCACCUGGGUACCAUAGGGUCACAUGCCACACAUGGAGGCCCUUGCAGACGGGCACAGUGGCAGAACUAAGACGCUUCUUUAUUGGCGGAGCUCCUGAACUGGAAGAUAUCAGUGAUGUGAGAAUACCAGGGACCUUUAAGGGUGAUCAUCUCAGCCGGUUUGGAUUUCACACACAGACAACAGGAAGUGUCACUUUUAACCUUAACUGCAUUCAGCAUGCCAGGGCAUUUGUGGAUGCAAACACUUUGAAGAAGAAGCGGCAGACUGUUUUAGACCAACUGGGUGGCCACAGUCAGCAAGGAUCUGUCUAUAAUGUGCUAGAGGCAUUUCAGAGGGCUCGUAAACGAAUGCAAGAAGCCAGACAGAGUCUACCCAAAGAUCUAAUCAACACAACUGGCCCACUCGCUUCAGAGUCCUCAGCAUAGUCCAUGUGUGCUAAUAGCAGAGUGAUUUGUCCUGUAACAGUGUAUAUAGUAUUUUUUAUGUACGUUUGAUAUGUUAAUAUUGAUGGAUUAUAUAUGUUUUGUACUUCUGCUGUAUUAUGUCAUUUUAUAGUGAUGCUCUUUUUUAAGAAUAUUCAUUAAAACAUAAUAAACUCUGGAGAAAAGAAAA
This is a messenger RNA of Astyanax mexicanus (Mexican tetra), 2172 nucleotides long. It is a transcript of the gene mks1, whose product is annotated as MKS transition zone complex subunit 1. The record is from RefSeq and is a predicted model, not a curated record. Lineage: Eukaryota; Metazoa; Chordata; Actinopteri; Characiformes; Acestrorhamphidae. The transcript has 18 exons. Bases 300 to 1985 code for a protein of 561 amino acids. Gene Ontology annotation, biological process: cilium assembly. Gene Ontology annotation, cellular component: MKS complex.